This is a messenger RNA of Anolis carolinensis (green anole), 2210 nucleotides long. It is a transcript of the gene ptgr1, whose product is annotated as prostaglandin reductase 1. Gene Ontology annotation, molecular function: 2-alkenal reductase [NAD(P)H] activity; 15-oxoprostaglandin 13-reductase [NAD(P)+] activity. The coding region runs from base 170 to 1159 and encodes 329 amino acids. The record is from RefSeq and is a predicted model, not a curated record. Lineage: Eukaryota; Metazoa; Chordata; Lepidosauria; Squamata; Anolidae. The transcript has 10 exons. Gene Ontology annotation, biological process: prostaglandin metabolic process. Gene Ontology annotation, cellular component: cytoplasm.
UGUAGUGAUAGAAAAGAACAGCAGGUGGCAACGUAAUAUUUACUGUAUAUAUAAAAGAGACAGAGAGAGCUACUCACAACUUCCUUGUCAGAAGUGAAUAAAGAAGAGGUAGAAAGCAGCUGCCUGCAAGUCAGAACUUUACCAACCCUUACACACAAGGCAGUCGACGAUGGUGCGUGCAAAGACUUGGAUCCUGAAGAAGCACUUUGAUGGGUUUCCUAAGCAUAGUGAUUUUGAACUGAAAGAGACAGAAUUGCCACCGCUGAAAGAUGGAGAGGUGCUGCUUCAAGCUGAGUUCUUUAGUGUUGAUCCCUACCUGAGGCCAUACAGUAAGACAAAAAUGAAGGAAGGGGACAAAGUUAUUGGCUCCCAGGUUGCAAAGAUCCUGGAGAGCAAGAAUCCCAAAUAUCCAGCGGGAGCAUUUGUUGUCUCUCAGUCUGGCUGGACGACACACGUAAUUUCUGAUGGCACCGGCCUGUGGCUCAUUCCUUCUAACUGGCCCCAAAACCUUUCCAAAUCUUUGGCUCUUGGGACAGUUGGGAUGCCAGGGAUGACUGCCUAUUUUGCCUUGUCUGAGAUUUGCCGGAUAAAACCAGGAGAAAUCAUCAUGAUAAAUGCAGCUGCUGGUGCCGUGGGCACUGUAGUAGGGCAGCUUGCUAAACUCAAGGGUUGCAAAGUGGUCGGCUGUGCGGGAUCCGAUGACAAAGUGGCCUUCCUAAAAGAACUUGGCUUUGAUGAAGUCUUCAACUAUAAGACAGUGGGGUCAUUGGCAGAGGCCUUGAAGAAAGCUUCCCCAGAAGGCUAUGACUGCUAUUUUGAUAAUGUGGGAGGAGCAUUUUCCAGUGUCGUUCUGGAGCAAAUGAGGAAAUUUGGGAGAAUUGCUGUGUGUGGCAUGAUCUCGUUGUACAAUGACAAAGAACCCCAGCAAGGGCCCUAUAUCCAGUGGAAUAUACUCGCAAAAGAACUUUGCAUGGAAGGCUUCUUAGUCCAGCGUUGGGAAAACAGGAAGGAUGAAGCUCUGAUGGCUUUGUUGAAACUUGUGGUAGAGGGAAAGCUAAAGUGCCCCGAACACACCACUAAAGGCUUUGACAACCUGCCAGCAGCAUUCAUGGGGAUGCUGAAAGGAGAAAACACUGGGAAGGCCAUCGUAAAAGUUUAACUGCGACAUGGGUCCUUCCUCCAAACAAGGCAGCACAAUACAUGUUGACCCGCAGCUUUUUAAAUUGCAGAUUGCUUUCUUGCUUGAAACUCAAAUCAUACACAUUAGCUCAUCUGUAUUUUAAAAAAACCUGAGUAUAUCUUGAUUAUGGAAAAAAAUGGAAGGAAACAAGUUUGUCACGUGAAUUCCGAAGACCAAAGUAAAUGUGAAGGAAGGAGAUAGAUGCCUCUGAUUGGUGACAUCAAUGUGCUCAAGAUUAUUCUACAUCUGUGGUUCUCAACCAGUGGGUCCCCAGGUGUUUUGGCUUACAACUCCCAGAAAUCCCAGCCAGUUUACCGGCUGUUAGGAUUUCUGGGUGUUGAAGGACAAAACAUCUGAGGACCCACAGGUUGAGAACCACUGUUCUUCAUGAUCUUAAGCAUAGAAGAAAGAAGGAAUGGCUGCUGAUCCCAGUAUAGGGUCUUCCAUAUUACUGUACAGUGCAUUAAUUCCGGGCUUUAUAGUUUGGUGAGAUCUCUGAGAAUCUGAACACCCUUCUUUAAACGCAUAUCUCAAGAGAAGUUACUUUGACAGCUAAAGUGGAAUCAUAGCGCAUUGCAAAUGUAAAAGGCAAAAAGGGGGUGAACCACUGGCCUAAGAAAGGCAACGUAUUUAAGGUACAUCAUAAUUUUAUGAACAUAGUUUUCUGUUCCAUUAAAAAAAGUUGGCCUUAAUCUUGAGAAAUUCUCAAACUUCGGAAAUAGGCACUUAAAAAGCAUGGCGAUCUUUUAAAAAAGUAAGUUGCUUCAAAAUAUUGUAUGACAAGAUAUUGAACACAGCCGUGAUAACACGACCUUUCAGAUAUGAAUGGGAAAGAUGCAAUUUGGAGUAUUCCUAAUUCUGGGGAGGGGGAAAUAAUGAGGGAGGUUACUGCUGUUAAAAGAGGUGAGUUUGUAAGGGAGUUUUUGUGGUGGGAGUUAAAGUAGAUUGUGAAUUUGAAUUAAGACAGGACCUGAUCAGUAGAGAUAUUUUCAAAUGGCAUUCAUUCAAUAAACCAUUAUUUUGUUGUUAA